Molecule: messenger RNA, 1137 nt
Organism: Artibeus jamaicensis (Jamaican fruit-eating bat)
Lineage: Eukaryota; Metazoa; Chordata; Mammalia; Chiroptera; Phyllostomidae
Gene: LAMTOR1
Product: late endosomal/lysosomal adaptor, MAPK and MTOR activator 1
Exons: 5
Coding region: 100-585 (161 amino acids)
Biological process (GO): regulation of receptor recycling; positive regulation of TOR signaling; lysosome organization
Cellular component (GO): membrane raft; Ragulator complex; late endosome membrane
Molecular function (GO): guanyl-nucleotide exchange factor activity; molecular adaptor activity
Source: RefSeq, a predicted model, not a curated record
UUGUUUGCUGAUUGCAGCCACGGGUCAUGUGACCGGAAGGGCUCCUGACGGACGCCGUCCCUCCUCCGCGCGGCCUGAGCGCCCGGCCCGACCCCGGCCAUGGGGUGCUGCUAUAGCAGCGAGAACGAGGACUCGGACCAGGACCGAGAGGAGCGGAAGCUGCUGCUGGACCCUAGCAGUACCCCCACCAAAGUUGUCAAUGGAGCAGAGUCCAGCAACUACAGCCUGCCUUCUGCUCGCACAGAUGAGCAGGCCCUGCUCUCCUCUAUUCUUGCCAAGACAGCCAGCAACAUCAUCGACGUGUCUGCUGCAGACUCCCAGGGCAUGGAGCAGCAUGAGUACAUGGACCGGGCAAGGCAGUAUAGCAACCGCUUGGCUGUGCUGAGCAGCAGCCUGACCCAUUGGAAGAAACUGCCGCCACUGCCAUCUCUCACCAGCCAGCCCCACCAAGUGCUGGCCAGCGAGCCCAUCCCCUUCUCCGACUUGCAGCAGGUCUCCAGGAUAGCUGCUUAUGCCUACAGUGCACUUUCUCAGAUCCGUGUGGAUGCAAGAGAGGAGCUGGUUGUACAGUUUGGGAUCCCGUGAAGACAGGGAUCCUUGGACGGCUCUUCUUCUCCUCUUCACCCCGUCUUGUCUCCGCCCUGCCUCCCCUGGCCCCCAGCCUCACUGCGGCUUACACAGUACCCUAACCUGCUACUAAUCACAGAGAAGAUUGUUGAGGAGGAGGAGAGUGAGGCUAGAAGCCUCAGCGAGUGAGGAUGGAGCAAGGGAGGGUAGAACCAUUUGGGACUGGCCUUCAAAAGCCCUGGUCAGGGGUGGGGUGGGGAACAAAAGGACAGGGCCUGGUAGGUCUUCGCUGUCACUGGGAGGGGGUGGAGGUGACCCUGUGAGGGUGAUCACUGGCAGGCCUGUGGAGGCCCUUUUCCUUGGCCUCACUCCUGUGCCCGUCCCUGGAUUGGUGCUCACAGGCACCUCACCAGGGUUUGUGACCAGCGUCUGGACAAGUUUGAAUUUGAAUGAGUUAAGUUUGUAUUUCUAAUACCCUGGGUUUUUACAGUUUGGGGGUUUGGGUUUUUUUGUUUCUGUUUUGUUUAUUUUGGUUUGUUUCCCUUGAUAAAGGACAUGUAUUCAUCUGUG